AUGUCAAAAUUGUCAUUGGUUUUAGCCACCACAAUAAUUGUGAUGAUGGUUUCAAUGGUAAGAUCAGAUUCACACAACUAUACUGAUGCAUUAACAAAGAGCAUUUUGUUUUUUGAAGGCCAAAGAUCUGGGAAAUUGCCAAACUCUCAACGUAUGACAUGGAGAAAAGACUCUGCUCUUCAUGAUGGCUCUGAUAUUCAAAUAAAUAUGGUUGGUGGAUAUUAUGAUGCUGGUGACAAUGUAAAAUUUCAUUUCCCUAUGGCAUUCACAACAACCAUGUUAGCAUGGAGUGUGAUAGAAUUUGGAGAUUUCAUGGAUUCAGAUCUUCAACAUGCAUAUGAAGCUAUUCGUUGGGGGACUGAUUAUUUCCUUAACGCCACAAAAGUUCCAAACAUGAUUGUGGCACAAGUUGGUGAUCCUAUUAGUGACCAUGGUUGUUGGGAAAGGCCAGAAGAUAUGGAUACUUCUAGACAAGCCUAUUAUAUCACCAAUGAAAAGCCUGGUUCAGAGGUUUCAUCUGAGAUUGCAGCUGCACUUGCAGCAUCAUCCAUUGUAUUUAGGAAUGUUGAUUCCAAUUAUUCCAAUAAGAUUCUUGAUAGGGCUAAACAGGUGUUUGACUUUGCAAAUAACUACCGUGGAUCCUAUAAUGAUAGCAUAGGUGAAGCAGCAUGCCCCUUCUACUGUGAUUUCAAUGGCUACAUGGAUGAGUUGAUUUGGGGUGCAGCGUGGUUGUAUAAGGCAACUAAUAUACAAAGUUAUUGGGACUUUGUAAAAUCAAAUAUCCAAAACUUAGAAUAUCCUGUUGCAAGAAAUAUUAAUGGUUUUAGAGUCCUUUCUAGUGGUGGUAGUUUUGGUGAAUUUGGAUGGGAUUCCAAAAAUGCUGGCAUUAAUGUGCUUGUUUCUCAGUGGGUGAUGAAUGAUUCAUCAAGCCAGAGUCCUUUCGUUCCCAAUGCAGACAACUUAGUGUGCUCUUUGUUGCCGAAUUCACCAACCAAAACUACAUCAUACUCCAACGGUGGACUUUUAUUCAAACCGGGAGUAAGUAAUCUACAACAUGCAACAUCAAUGUCUUUUCUGUUAAUUGUGUAUGCACGAUACAUGAGAGUUAACCAGAAAACAAUAUCAUGUGGAAAUGUAGUUUUUGGUCCAACCAACCUCAUAACUCUUGCAAAAAGUCAGGUGGACUAUAUUCUAGGAGACAAUCCACUAGGGAUGUCAUACAUGGUAGGAUAUGGACCAAAAUAUCCCCAAAAGAUACACCAUCGAGGUUCAACAUUGCCAUCAAUAGCCGUGUACCAAAACAAAUUGGGAUGUAGUGAUGGAGCCAAAUAUUUUGAAUCACAAACACCCAAUAUCAACAUACUAACAGGGGCAAUUGUUGGAGGACCAGCAGAGGAUGAUUCUUUUGAGGACUCGCGAUAUAAUGUUCCACAAUCAGAGCCAGCUACAUAUAUCAAUGCUCCUUUUGUUGGCGUUUUGGCUUACUUCAAACAACUUACUAAAUAA
Molecule: messenger RNA, 1506 nt
Organism: Cicer arietinum (chickpea)
Lineage: Eukaryota; Viridiplantae; Streptophyta; Magnoliopsida; Fabales; Fabaceae
Product: endoglucanase 8-like
Biological process (GO): carbohydrate metabolic process
Molecular function (GO): hydrolase activity, hydrolyzing O-glycosyl compounds
Source: RefSeq, a predicted model, not a curated record